Messenger RNA from Rhinocladiella mackenziei CBS 650.93, 2712 nucleotides. RefSeq lists its product as uncharacterized. Gene Ontology annotation, molecular function: oxidoreductase activity. The transcript is spliced from 4 exons. The record is from RefSeq and is a predicted model, not a curated record. NCBI's taxonomy places the organism in Eukaryota, Fungi, Ascomycota, Eurotiomycetes, Chaetothyriales, Herpotrichiellaceae. The coding region runs from base 1 to 2712 and encodes 903 amino acids.
AUGGUGCAAACUUUAAGGUUCGACGGCCAGACGGUUGUUGUCACUGGAGCUGGAGCUGGCCUUGGGAAACAGUACGCUCUAUUCUUCGCAUCUAGAGGUGCGAAUGUCGUGGUCAACGACUUGGGCGGUUCUUUCAAGGGCGAGGGUGCUGGCACAGAAGCUGCAGAUGUGGUGGUGGACGAGAUCAAAGCCGCCGGUGGAAAAGCUGUUGCCAAUUAUGACAACGUCCUCAAUGGCGAGAAGAUCAUACAGACCGCUAUUGAUGCCUUCGGUCGCAUCGAUGUUCUCAUUAACAACGCCGGUAUCCUCCGCGACAUCAGCUUCAAGAACAUGCGAGAUUCCGACUGGGAUCUAAUCACUGAUGUGCAUAUCACUGGUCCUUUCAAAUGUACAAGGGCUGCUUGGCCACAUUUUAGAAAACAAAAAUAUGGUCGAGUGAUUAACACUACGUCUGCUGCAGGCUUAUUCGGCAACUUUGGCCAGUGUAACUACUCAGCUGCCAAAUUGGCCCAAGUAGGCUUCACGGAGACUUUGGCAAAGGAGGGGGCGAAAUACAACAUUCUUACUAAUGUUAUCGCUCCAGUCGCGGCCAGUCGAAUGACCGCCACUGUCCUGCCUCCUGAAGUUCUCGCACAAUUACGGCCUGAAUGGGUGGUCCCUUUGGUCGCAGUUCUGGUGCACUCUUCCAACACUACCGAGAAUGGCUCCAUUUUUGAAGUCGGUGGUGGACACAUCGCAAAGCUGAGAUGGGAGCGUGCUAAUGGUCUUCUACUCAAGCCCGAUCAGACAUAUACUCCUUCCGCUAUCCUAAAACGAUGGUCCCAGGUCAACAACUUCUCGGAGCCAGAACAUCCUAGUGGGCCUGCUGAUAUGGUGACAAAGCUGGAGGACUCUCUCAGGAUCAAAAGCAACGAACAAGAUCCAGAAAUCCGAUUUGACGACAAGGUUGCUUUGAUUACUGGUGGCGGUGCUGGUCUCGGUCGAGCAUAUGCUUUGGCAUUUGCUAAACUUGGUGCCAAGGUUGUCGUGAACGACCUUAUCAAUCCCGACAACGUCGUAAAUGAGAUCAAAGCCUUGGGAGGCCAGGCCAUGAGCAAUAAGGCUUCAGUUGAAGAUGGCGAUGCCGUCGUAAAGACUGCAAUCGAUGCCUACGGAAGAGUCGACAUCCUCGUCAAUAACGCCGGAAUUCUCAGAGACAAGGCGUUCGCCAACAUGACUGAUGAGCAGUGGCACGUUAUUAUGAAUGUACAUCUGCGGGGCACAUACAAAGUGUCAAAGGCAGCUUAUCUCUAUAUGCUCAAGCAAAAAUAUGGUCGAAUCAUAAAUACCACCAGUACAACCGGUAUUUAUGGCAACUUUGGACAGGCUAACUACGCAGCAGCCAAAGCCGGCAUUCUCGGAUUUUCUCGAGCUUUGGCUCUGGAAGGCCGAAAGAACAAUAUCUUCGUCAACACUAUUGCGCCAAAUGCUGGUACUGCACUCACUCGAACAGUCCUUCCCGAAGAACUCGUUCAAGCGUUUAAACCUGAAUAUGUUGCUCCUCUCGUUCUUCUUCUCUGCUCUGACCAGGUGCCGGAUCCACCAACAGGUCUGUUGUUUGAAGUUGGCAGCGGCUGGCAAGCCCGAACCAGAUGGCAGAGAUCUGGCGGUCAUGGAUUCUCAGUCGACAUCAAGCUCAGUCCUGAGGCUGUUGUUGAGAAAUGGUCCAAAAUUCUCGAUUUCGAUGAUGGACGUGCUGAUUAUCCCGAAAGUACCCAAGACGGUGUGAAAGGAGUCAUGGCCAACAUGCAAAACAAGAGCAAGAAGUCCGAGUCUAAGCCUAAUCACAACAAGGAUUAUCUGGCAAACAUUGAAAAGGCGAAGAAUGCCAAACCUAUGGGCACCGAAUUCAGCUACGAUGACAGAGAUGUCAUCUUAUACAACCUCUCCCUCAAUGCGAAGAGAACACAACUUCCCUUAGUCUACGAGAACCACGAUGACUUCCAAGUCUUGCCCACUUAUGGUGUUAUCCCAUUCUUCACCGCGAAAUCCCCUUAUACCCUAGAUGACAUUGUACCCAACUUCAGCCCCACGAUGCUUCUACACGGCGAGCAAUACCUUGAGAUCCGAAAAUUUCCUAUACCUACGGCAGCAAAGACGGUGUCUUAUCCUCGCCUGCUGGAGGUGGUCGACAAAGGCAAUGCUGGCCUAGUCGUGCAAGGUGUUGAGACCAAGAAUGCAACCACUGGAGAGGAUUUGUUCUACAAUCAAUCUACGCUUUUCAUUCGUGGUUCUGGUGGAUUUGGUGGUACUAAGAAUGAUGUCAAUCGCGGCGCUGCCAGUGCUGUAUACACCCCCCCCAAGCGGGCUCCUGACGCUGUUGUCGAGGAGAAGACAACUGAUGACCAGGCCGCUUUAUACCGCCUCAAUGGUGAUCGCCUCCCGUUACAUAUUGACCCCGAAUUCAGUAGGAUCGGCGGCUUCAAAGACCCUAUCCUACAUGGUCUCUGCUUCUUCGGCUUCAGUGGUAAGCACAUUGUCCAAACUUUUGGUCAAUUCAAAAACAUUAAGGUCCGAUUCGCUGGCACGGUCAUUCCUGGACAGACGCUUGUCACAGAGAUGUGGAAGAAGGGAAACAAAGUGAUUUUCCAGACCAAGGUCAAGGAGACUGGAAAGCUGUGUAUUGCUAAUGCCGGCGCGGAGUUGCGUGGUGGACCCAAGUCAAAAUUGUAG